GAUAUCUUUUCCCUCGGCUGAGUAUUAAAAGUACUCAAUUUAUAUCCUCCAAAGAUAGCAUUUGAAUAGAAGUUCCUUGCAGUGCUUUAGAAAAAUCAGGAAACUCUUUCGAAGUGAUCUCACAUAGGCAUAACUUUAUCGCUUUAUGAUAUUUGCACGCUGCAAAAAUUUUAACGACUUGGAGAUAAUUUAGGUUGAAACUGUAAAAAUUAUUUACUAAGAAAUAGCUGUUUUUGCAUAAAAUAAAUAGGUAGACGGACUCCCCUUUACAUUAAUUUAUUCCAAAACGGCCAAGUGUCAACCUUGUUAGGGUUCUCGAGCUUUCCUGAAUGAGUUCAGUUAUAUAGGGACUAAUUUGAAUUUGGUUCGAAGCGCUAAGUGAUAACUUGUUAACUUCCAUCCGGAUCAAAUUAUUUAGAACUGAUUUUGCAUCUUUCUGAUUGUCUUCAGAGAUGUUUCAUAAAUUUACCUCGUUAAGCACUGUAAGGAUAAUCCCCUUUAGCCUCUUUAGGAGGCGUUGAUUUGUGUUAUCUGCACAAUUAAUAAGAAGCCUAUCUUCAGACCUGAAAUAUUCAUCUUCUCCAGUAGUAUUGGGACUUUUCAUGUUUUUAUGUACAGCUGACCACACUUGACUAUUAAAUUCAAUGGCUUGUUCCAAAGCUUGAUUCUCAAUUGGAGUGAACUUCUUACUUAUAUUUAUCCCUAUCUUUCGAGGUCUUAUAAGGAAGGGUCUUUAAAUUGAUGCUUUUGAGCACUGUCUUCCUCGCUCUCUUAGUAUGUUUCUUUCUGAGAGACUUUUCUUUUGAUUUGGAUCAUCUGAGAGCAAGAAUUAACAUUUCCCAAGAAGUUCAACAAUGGUAUCUUGCACAUGCUCUGCUCUCUUGGAAAUAGCUGGGUUCAGAGCAAUAAAGUCAUCCCAGUUCGACCGAUCCAUUCUAUCUCUUCCAUAAAGUAGCUCUUGUUGUAUUUGGUUUAUUCUUAAGAAGUAACAGUUAGCUUUCAGACGUUUGUAAAGAUUAAUCAUUCUCAGUAAAUACUUAAAGGUCUUUUCUAUUACUCUUAGUCUCUUAUAUUCGAGCUCAGAUCUACUACAAAGUCUUUAAAGCAUCAAGAUUCUUCAAUUGAAUAAUUUAGUUGAUCCAGAAAGUGGUUGUUAGAAUCAUUAUUCGUUCACAAAGGAUCAUCUCUAUCACGAGUUUCUUUAAUAUCUAGGUAA
Moneuplotes crassus is the source of this 1216-nucleotide messenger RNA. The record is from the annotation of a GenBank genome assembly. NCBI's taxonomy places the organism in Eukaryota, Ciliophora, Spirotrichea, Euplotida, Euplotidae.